UGGGUCCAACACAAAUCCUUUAGCUGUGAUACAGGUUGUGUCGAAGUUUUCUGUGAAUUUUUGAUAAUUUUUCCUCUGGAAAUUUCUAAAUAAACGCCAUGAAGACCAAACAAAGACGCAACGACACCGAACAGCAGCAGAAUGACGUCAUGGAAGACACAGAGUUUAGUGCGGGUGACUCUGGAUCGUCCACGACCUUUCCCCAACAGUGCUCCGCUCUCAGGAAAAAUGGAUAUGUCGUCAUCAAGGAGCAUCCAUGUAAAAUAGUGGAGAUGGCCACUUCUAAAACUGGGAAACAUGGACAUGCCAAGGUACACUUGACAGGAAUUGAUAUUUUCACCCAGAAGAAGUAUGAGGACAUAUGCCCCUCCACCCACAACAUGAAUGUCCCCGUGGUGAGCAGACAUGAUCUUCAGGUGGUAGAUGUGAGUAGGGAUGAAUAUGGCUACAUGUCCCUGAUGAACGACAAUGGCGAGUUGGUUCAGGUGAGAGCACCACAGGGAGAUUUGGGAAACGAAAUCAAGAAAAGGUUUGCAAAGGAUGAAAACUUGUCCGUCACUUUGAUCAAAGCGAUGGGAGAGGAGGCGGUCCAAAGCGUAAAGGUCCUUUCACCUUAGUAAGACACACAUUUCCGAGGACUCUGGCAGUACCGUCGUGGACCAGAAAACCUCCAGCUUCUAUCAUCCGUGGAACAGAACCACAGGCAUGACAGGGGGCAGCCCUUGCGUGGAUAUACAGCACUAGAACUGAUUCUGGACAACAUCCGGUUUCGGGGUCACGUGACUGUAUACAACCCUAAAACAUAGAUAUUGUAUCAGAUUGUGGUGUGAAGCUGCUAUAUAUACAAUCAUCUUUGCCCGGAAUAUGAUCUAAUUUUGAAUUGAUGAAUUAUUUUAAAUCAAUUGAACAAUUAUGGUCAAAAA
Pecten maximus is the source of this 923-nucleotide messenger RNA. RefSeq names its product eukaryotic translation initiation factor 5A-1-like. Gene Ontology annotation, biological process: positive regulation of translational elongation; positive regulation of translational termination. The record is from RefSeq and is a predicted model, not a curated record. The transcript is spliced from 5 exons. Lineage: Eukaryota; Metazoa; Mollusca; Bivalvia; Pectinida; Pectinidae. Bases 99 to 617 code for a protein of 172 amino acids. Gene Ontology annotation, molecular function: translation elongation factor activity; ribosome binding; RNA binding.